GUUAUUGAAACAGUCAGUGCCGUGGACAAAGACGAGAUGGCUCACAGGCAACACUUCACAUUCAGCCUCGCUCCCGAAGUCGCCCACAACCACAACUUCUCCCUGAAAGACAACCGAGACAGCACAGCCAGUGUUUAUGUGCUGCGUAAAGGAUUCAGCCGUAUCACCCAGGACGUUUACUACCUUCCCAUUGAGAUAAACGACAACGGCUCACCGCCUCUGAGCAGCACCAACACGCUGACCAUCAGAGUGUGCUCCUGUGACAGCAAAGACACCAUCCUCUCCUGCAACGUGGAGCCCUACGUCCUGCCCGCGGGUCUCAGCACCGGGGCACUCAUCGCUAUUCUGGCCUGUAUUGUCAUUCUGCUGGCUAUAGUGGUGUUGUUUGUUGCACUGAGGCGUCAGAAGAAGGAGCCAUUGAUAGUGUUUGAGGAGGAGGACAUCAGGGAGAAUAUCAUCACUUACGAUGACGAGGGAGGCGGCGAGGAGGACACGGAGGCUUUCGACAUCGCUACACUGCAGAACCCAGAUGGUGCUAAUGGUUUCCUGCCAAGGAAGGACAUCAAACCAGAGCUUCAGUAUCCCAUCAGGCCCGGCGUUGGCCACACUGGAGCCAACAGCGUCGACGUCGAUGACUUCAUCAAGACUCGAAUUGCAGAGGCCGACAGCGACCCGACCGCACCCCCCUACGACUCCAUUCAGAUCUACGGCUACGAAGGCAGAGGAUCAUUGGCUGGUUCAUUGAGUUCCCUCGAGUCUGUCACAACAGAGUCUGACUUGGAUUAUGACUAUCUGCAGAGUUGGGGGCCGAGGUUUAAGAGGCUGGCGGAUUUGUACGGGACCAAAGAAGGCUCCAUUAACGAUGCCGAUGACGGUGAAGACUCUUAACAGUGGUCUCACUGAGUGGACGCCCCCCGAUUUCUGAUUUACUGAUUCCAUGAGGAUUUGUUAACUGAGGCUUAACACCUCCCAGUUGUCGGUUGUUACCAACUGAUCCGUUCAUGCCAAUCUGUCAAUGGACGUUAACAGCUCUUCCUUCCCUGGCACCUCCUCGGUCCUCCAAGACGGUUUGUUGACGAACAAAUAAUGAACGCUUGGACUCAAACCUCCCCCCGGUUCCCUCCUUUACCCUCCUAUAUCUCUUUCCUUCUCUCUAUUUCUACAGACUUGAGCAUUGUAGGGCUGGGAGAUUUGUUAUGUCACCAUUUGUCUGUUUGUAAGUAAAUUGCUGGGAGAAAACAAUGUUGCUGUAUGAUCAAAAUUACUUGCUUAUAGCAAAAAUGUUUAUUCGAGUUCCUAGAUACUUUUGUGGACUGGAUUCACCUCCUUCCUCUGAAAGAGAUUUUAGUCCCUUAGCAGGUUCCUGAGUGGUCUCAACAGGUCACAUGGUAGCUCUCUUUGUGAUGUAUGUAAAAGACAUGCUAGAAAAAGAGAGGAAGCGAGAGAUAGAGCAAUUUAAGAGAGAAAGUUAGCGUGGGAUCCAGCAACUGCCUGUUUUUAUGGAAAAGAAACGAAAGGUACCAAUGCGUCGGUAGACUCGAACAAAAUGCUUUCUUUUCAAACGUGUUGUUGUGUGUGCAGAAUUCAGCAGGUACUGUGAUUUCGAUGGCGUGACAGACUCUGGGUUGUUGAUACUUUGAAGAUGCUCGCAGCAUCCUCACAGUAUGGUGGCCUUAUAAUAAAUAAACAACAACUCCAGGGGUAAACACAACAAGAGGAACAAUAGAGACCGCUAGCUUCAGUAGCUACACACAGACAAACGAACACGCGAGGAUCGAGUAUCUAUGAAAAUGCUCCUCACAUACCUGUUUUUUGUACUCCCCAAAAGAGACAAACUAAAACACGGAUUCAAUUUUAAAACUGUGGAUGAUUCUUUGUUUUCAUUCUUCACCGCAGAGAAGACAUGACGCCUCGUCCGCCCGGUCCACCCCGUACACGCCCCCGUGUCCCCUCCCAUCAACAAUCACUUCCCAUUACCGAGUCCACCAAUGAAUGAUCACACGCUCAUUCGGAGUCCACCAAUGAUGAUCAAUCACAAUGAGUAAAAACCUGUGAGCUCUAAAAAUCGCCUUAAACUUAAUGGACACUCUUGCAACGCAGUGCAUUCUCCAUUUUUUUUUCUUCUUUUCCGUUUCUUUUUGUAACUUGAAAAGUAUAUUCAGAAAGCAAACUAUUCUCCAUGUUAGGUAUGUACAGAGCAAUGUGCAGACAUGUGGUAAAUCACUCUGAGGAUCCAACUUGCACCUCGUGCACUCUUAAAGGUUCAGUGUGUGGGAUUCGGUGACAUCUAGUGGUGAAGUUGCAUGUUGCAGCUGAACACCCCUCACCUCACCCUCGCCUUCCAAACAUGACAGAGAACCUGUGGUA
Paralichthys olivaceus (Japanese flounder) is the source of this 2367-nucleotide messenger RNA. Lineage: Eukaryota; Metazoa; Chordata; Actinopteri; Pleuronectiformes; Paralichthyidae. The record is from RefSeq and is a predicted model, not a curated record.